This is a messenger RNA of Ailuropoda melanoleuca (giant panda), 1534 nucleotides long. It is a transcript of the gene ABHD10, whose product is annotated as abhydrolase domain containing 10, depalmitoylase. Gene Ontology annotation, molecular function: hydrolase activity, hydrolyzing O-glycosyl compounds; palmitoyl-(protein) hydrolase activity. The transcript has 6 exons. The record is from RefSeq and is a predicted model, not a curated record. Gene Ontology annotation, biological process: protein depalmitoylation. Bases 1 to 1212 code for a protein of 403 amino acids. Lineage: Eukaryota; Metazoa; Chordata; Mammalia; Carnivora; Ursidae. Gene Ontology annotation, cellular component: mitochondrion.
AUGGCUUUGCUUACUUGUAAAGUGAAAAAGUCGCCUACUGAGGACAUUCAAAACAUUCCGAGCCAUCUGAGGCAAAAACUGCCUGAGGGAAUCAACUGUCCAAUAGCGAGAGAACGGCAAGCGCGACGACGCUCUGCGCAUGCGCGCUCUCAGUUGACGCGCUCUCCCCUGACACUCUCCGGGGGGUCCUCCUUAGUACGUCCGGGCUUCCGGCCCGCGGCGCAUGCGCAGCCUCGGUUGCUGUGCGCUAAACGAUUCUGUAGGUCAGCUCGGUGCUCAGGGGCCGCUGGGAAGACGGCCGGAGUGGGCAUGGCGGCACUGGGCGCUUGGGUACCUUGUCGGAGGUGGAGCAAAGCGGCCGUCUUCGGCUUACACCGUGGCCUCACCGCAUUACUCGCAAGGAAGGCCGAGGGGACGCCACGAUGGCUCCCAGCUUGCAGACAAAAGACAUCAGUCUCUUUCCUUAGUCGACCAGACCUUCCAAACCUGGCUUAUAAGAAGCUAAAAGGCAAAAGUCCAGGAGUUAUCUUCAUCCCUGGCUAUAUUUCUAAUAUGAAUGGUACAAAAGCAUUGGCGAUUGAAGAGUUUUGCAAAUCUCUAGGUUACGCCUAUAUAAGGUUUGAUUACUCAGGAAUUGGAAAUUCGGCUGGCAACUUAGAAGAAUGCACAGUGGGAAGAUGGAGAAAAGAUGUUCUUUCUAUAAUUGAUGACUUAGCUGAAGGACCACAGAUACUGGUUGGAUCUAGCCUCGGUGGAUGGCUUAUGUUUCAUGCUGCGAUCGCAAGGCCACAAAAGGUUGUUGCGCUUAUUGGUAUAGCGACAGCUGUAGAUGGCCUAGUGACACAGUUCAAUCAGCUUCCCAUUGAGGUCAAAAAGGAAGUAGAGAUGAAAGGCGUGUGGGCCAUGCCGUCAAGGUACAGUGAAGAAGGAGUUUAUCACAUUCAGUACAGUUUCAUUAAAGAAGCCGAACACCACUGCUUGCUGCAUAGCCCCAUCCCUGUGAAGUGCCCCGUACGGUUGCUCCAUGGCAUGAAGGAUGACAUCAUACCUUGGCAUACAUCCAUACAGGUUGCUGACCGAGUGCUCAGCACAGAUGUAGAUGUCAUCCUCCGAAAACAUAGUGAUCACCGAAUGAAGGAAAAAGCGGACAUUCAACUCCUUGUUUACACUAUUGAUGACUUAAUUGAUAAGCUUUCAACUGUAGUUAACUAGAAUCACAUUUUGAGUUGGUAUGUAAACUAAUGGAUCCAGAAGAUUGGAAGAGAGAUAACAAAUCAAAGACCCCGAUACUUAGGUUUUUCCUCUUGUCUCUAUUUUGUAAAUAUCACACAAGUAUUUAUUUAAUGAUGUAUGAUACAAAUGGUGAAGAAAGUACAAGCUGCUGUUUGGAAAAUUUUCUGCUUCCUUCAAUCCUUGAUUUUUUUUUUUUUUAAAGAUUUUAUUUAUUUAUGCGACAGAGAUAGAGACAGCCAGCGAGAGAGGGAACACAAGCAGGGGGAGUGGGAGAGGAAGAAGCAGGCUCAUAGCAGAGGAG